UGGACUUGGCUGCACACUCUCGCGAGCGGAUGACCUAAUGGAAUUGACAGACGUCCACGAGCAAAGAAAACAGAGCUGUGCACCGACAGACAUCAACUAUGCAGCAGCCCACAAGAACCAUGGAAACGCAAGGUUUCGAAUCCAGGACGACUCCCCAGGGAACACACGUCGAAGAUCCUAAAAGACAGAGAAAUCGCCGCAGCCCCAUCAACGUUCCCAUGGUCCUAGGGGAGACCAUGCAGAGUGUACCAUCAGCCAGGACAGGAUUACUCUCCUUCCAAACAGUCACAACCCCAGCUGCUACUCCAUUCAGUGACACCGCGCUUGCUCAUGGGCACGUCCCAGAGGGAACCCCAAAUCAGAGCGAUAACGUCAACAACGUGGCAGUGGUGUUCUUGGCGGCUGUGGUGUACCAUGCCUACGUUGGCUGGGCUAUCCGCAAGACCUGGUGGCGGUCCAACGACUGGUGCCACGGUGCACGAUUCCUGGUCGUUGUGACUGUACUGCUAUACGCUGGCCUGGCUGCGGUCGUCUCGUACCGUUACAUGAGCAAGGCCUUUGCGGUGCACACUGACAUGUUGAGUCUCACUAUCCAAGAAAAUCCUGCCAUCACUUCACGUAUCUGGUUCCUGCUGACCGUUCUUGCCUUCCUGCAUUCCAUCGUCCAGGCAAGGCUAAAUCUCCAUGCACUUCUUUCUGUCGUUGGAGCUGUAGCUUUGGUAUUUGCCGCCUUCGCCUUUUCGUACAACAGGAGCUGGGUCCAAUGGAACGCUGUGCUCCGCUGCAUCAGCCUUCACUACGGGCUCAGCAUCAUUCUAUUUAACUGGGAGUACAGCGUGGAGUUAAUCGACUGCGCAGUGACCAAAGUCGUCGAGUUCAUGCAGCUGCCCCGGAACGGAUCUGUAUCCAUCUUUGAGUUCGUUGCGUCGGGCAUCGACAUCUCGCAGCAUGUGGGAGACAUUGCGCGCACAACGAACAACACUAGCGUUCCACCUGUCUUGGGAAUCCAGAUUAUCUGUUAUUAUUUCUUCGCUGGAACGUUGAUACGACUGGUGUAUUGGUACGAAUGGUCGACUCAUAUUGUCUUAAUGCUGGGCCAUUGUUGCCAUAUAGCAACCGGAGCCACGAUAUGCGAGUGCAUCGCCGCAAUGGCGAAUAUGUUCUUCCCGUCGAGCCUGACGUUCAUGGUCCUAGAACCAUUCAUCAACGCCAUGACGGUUGCGGAGCUAUUUACUACAAUGACACUCGGGUUUUCUACAAUGACCGCGUAUCUGAUUGAACACUACGCUAAGCUCAGCGGCGAAUCUACACACGUUGAGAAUUCUAUGGCCUUAAGCGUACUGGCAGUGUUUAUCUAUGCCAGGAUAGUUUAUCCAGAACCAUACAGAAUUAGCGUGACUGCCACACGCUUUCCCAGCGCAAAAAGGUACGAAAACUCUGUCUUCGAAGCUGGGUGUCAGGGUGCCGUACUAGGGUUACGAAUGGCGUCGCUUCUUCUGGCAAUGAUCGUAUCUGGCACUUUCCUUGUGAGGAUGACGAACGACUUCUUCGCAUGGACGUGCGAGAACAUAGGCUUGUACAACAUGUCCCUCGAGUUCGUUGUUGGAAAAAUGUUGAUCCCCGUGGCCUUCCUGCUGGGCGUGGAAUGGAGAGAUUGCGGCACCGUGGGAUUCAUUAUCGCCACGAAGAUCAUCAUCAACGAACGUGCCGCCUUUGGGCUUCUUAGUAAGGCCAUCAGCGAAACACUCGCGCAUCGUUCUGCGGUCUUGACGACGUACGCGAUCUGUUCCUUCGGGAACAUCGUGGAGUCCGCGAACGUCGUCGGUGCACUUGAGAUCGUGCGCCGAAGGAGAUUACAGGAUACUCUGGGCCUCGUGAUGCCCUCGCUGGCAACCAGCUGUGCGGUUUCUCUUUACAAUGCCUGUAUUGCUGGUAUCUUCACAACAACACAAACGACGACGACAACAAAUGGAAAGGAAGAAGAAAUGUCUUUCCACUAAAGGUUCUCGUACAACUCCUUUUCAAUGCAAUAAAUACUUGCUGAAAACUU
Ornithodoros turicata is the source of this 2050-nucleotide messenger RNA. RefSeq lists its product as uncharacterized. Gene Ontology annotation, cellular component: plasma membrane. NCBI's taxonomy places the organism in Eukaryota, Metazoa, Arthropoda, Arachnida, Ixodida, Argasidae. The record is from RefSeq and is a predicted model, not a curated record. The transcript has 11 exons. Gene Ontology annotation, biological process: nucleoside transmembrane transport. Gene Ontology annotation, molecular function: nucleoside:sodium symporter activity. Bases 99 to 2000 code for a protein of 633 amino acids.